GUAACGCUUCGUACACGAUGAUCCAAGCGUACGUGAAUGGUCCGCCGGGCGCGGGCAAGACGACGCUCUCCAAGGCGCUCGCCGCGUCGCUCCACCUCACGCACCUCGCGACCGGCGACAUCCUCCGCGACCAUAUCAAGCAGCGGACCGAGCUCGGCAAGGCGGCGAAAAAGUGCAUCGCGGCCAAGACGCUCGUGCCCGACGAUAUUGUUGUCGACAUGAUCGCCGACCGCGCGCUGCACGCGCCGCGCGGCUACGUUCUCGACGGCUUCCCGCGGACGCCCGAGCAGACGCGGCUCCUCAAGCAGCGCGGCAUUUCGCCCAACGUCGUCUUGCUGCUCGAGCUACCGCAAGACGAGAUUCACACGCGGCUGCGCGGGCGCCGCGUCGACCCAACGACGGGCGACAUUUACCACGCCACGUACCACGUGCCCACGGACGCUGGCGUUGCCGCGCGCCUCCUGCACCGCGACGACGACCGCGCCGAGAAGAUUCCGGCGCGGAUUCAAGCGUAUGCUCAGUACGGCGCCGCCACGAACCGCGAGUUCACCAACAUCGCGUACGACCUGGACGCGGACCGUCCCAUGCGUGACGUGGCCGCCGAGGCCGCCGACAUUCUGCGCUCCGUGAGCAAAGUUCAGGCCAAGCGAUCUGAGGUGUCCAACCAGCUCUCGGUGCAGACGCCGCUGUCGGUGAAGAAGCUGGAGCCGGAAGAGUCGGAUGUGAGUCCACCCAAAGUUCGCGUGAGUCUCCGCGCCGAGACAGCGCGCGCCAACAAGAUCGAUGCCGAGAUCCAGCGCAUGGGCCUCGAGCUCCAUGCGCCAUGUGUCGACAACAACCAUCUCAAAGCGGACACGGCCAUGCUCGUCGAAAUGGAGCGCUUCAAGACGAUGCUUAUCUCUGGUUUUGACGUCAUCAAGCACGGGCGGCGCGGCGCCCCGCACACCCGGACGUUGUUUGCUGACGUCGAGUUCAAGCGGCUCUUUUGGCAAAAGCCAGACAAGAAGGAGCUCAAGCCCAAGCUCGACCAAAGCAUUGCGCUCACCGAUGUCAUUGAGAUUGUGCAGGGCAUGAAGACCGAGGUGUUUAAACGUUCGGGCGACUCGAGCAAGGCGGGCCGGUACCUCUCGCUUGUCGCGGACGACCGGACGCUGGACAUUGAAGCCGCCACGGACGACAUUUGCAGUCUCCUCGUGCUCGGCUUUUCUGAGCUCACCGCCCGUAGCGAGUAGGGCAUCGACAAGCAACAAACUCUAUAUACUAGUACACAUGAUUUCUAUACGACUA
Molecule: messenger RNA, 1287 nt
Organism: Saprolegnia parasitica CBS 223.65
Lineage: Eukaryota; Oomycota; Saprolegniomycetes; Saprolegniales; Saprolegniaceae
Exons: 7
Coding region: 18-1232 (404 amino acids)
Biological process (GO): nucleobase-containing compound metabolic process
Cellular component (GO): mitochondrion; cytoplasm
Molecular function (GO): ATP binding; AMP kinase activity
Source: RefSeq, a predicted model, not a curated record